Neolamprologus brichardi is the source of this 2809-nucleotide messenger RNA. Its product is annotated as E3 ubiquitin-protein ligase TRIM39. NCBI's taxonomy places the organism in Eukaryota, Metazoa, Chordata, Actinopteri, Cichliformes, Cichlidae. Gene Ontology annotation, molecular function: protein binding; ubiquitin-protein transferase activity; zinc ion binding. Gene Ontology annotation, biological process: protein ubiquitination. The record is from RefSeq and is a predicted model, not a curated record.
UAGGGUUAUGCAUAAUAAUUGAGUAAAAUCUAUAUCUGUAAUUGGCUUGGAUUUGGCCUUCCUCACCACAUCUCCUGCUCCAGAGGGUCCCAAGAAUGACAAUAAUAGCAAAAUUACUUGUUUUGCUAUUAUUAUACUUCAAGUCUAUUUUUAUUCGAGGUUUGCGAGUACACAAUGUCUUUGUUCUAGUUUGAACAACAGACCUUUUACCAGGUAAGUGUCUUUCCUUACCUGGAAAAAGCUUAAAGUUUAACUUUGGUUCACUAUUACGACCUUUUUUCUACAUAGAAGAAUUUUCAAUAGGCUUCCCUGAGGGGUGGUGACAUGUCCUGUAUUUACUACAAGCGAGGUAAACAAGUUCUUCAAGUCCCUGUUGCUCUAUAACCUUGGUUGCUCAUAAACUGUGUCCAGACUGCUCUCUGGACUCCCUGCAGGGUACUUCUUCCUUACAGACAGCAGCUCCCCCUCCCACACACCCUACAUCAAGAACCAUGGCGUUGCGCCCACGCGCUUCCUCCCAGCCUUUAAAGCUUACCUUCUUUCAGAGUUCUAAGCUAAAUUCGUCCCUGCGACCUCGAGCUGUUUCGUCACAGUCAGGCUCCAUGCUGGAAGAUGAGCUCUCCUGUCCUAUAUGCUGUGAAAUCUUCAAGGACCCGGUAGUGCUCAAGUGCAGCCACAGUUUCUGUCGGGCCUGUCUUCAGCAGUUCUGGAACAAGAAGAAAGCCAGGCGUGAAUGUCCUGUCUGCAGGAGGAAGUGCUCGCUGACUGAGCCCACAGUCAGCUUGGCUCUGAAGAAUGUGGCCGAAACCUUCCUGAAGGAGCACGGGUGCAGGGGAACCACAGCGGGAACUGGGGCUGGUGAUACAGGGAAACAAGCAGUGACAGUGGAUUUUAAGUGCAGUACACAUGAGGAAGUUCUCAAACUCUUCUGUCUGGAUGACUUUGAAGUCCUGUGCUGUGUGUGUCACACCUCCAAGAAGCACCUCGGACAUCGAGUGUGUCCCAUAGAAGAAGGUGCUCAGGAUCUUAAGGCAGAGCUGAAAAAUGAGCUGAUUCCUCUGAAGAAAAACCUGCGUUGCCUCUAUGAAGCCAAGCAGGAGUGUGAUGACACAACUGUGCACAUCAAGAACCAGACUCAGGCCACAGAAAAGCAGAUAAAAGAGGAGUUUGAGGAGCUGCGGGAGUUUCUCCGGAGGGAGGAGGAGGAACGGCUGGCCACUCUGCAGAAAGACGAUAAAGAGAAGAAAGAGCUAGUGAAGAAGAAGUCUGACAGCAUUGCCAGAGAUAUCCUCACCUUCUCUCAUGCUGUCAUUGCCAUUGAGAACGAGAUUGCAUCCAAUGAUGUUAAUUUCCUUCAGAAUUAUACAAACACAAAGAAAAGAGCACAGAUCCCACCCAAGAAUCCAGAAAAAGUCUCAGGUGCUCUUAUAAAUGUGGCCAAGCAUGUCAGUUCCCUCAAGUACCACGUGUGGGAGAAAAUGCUGGAUCUGGUUCAGUACACACCCAUCACCUUGGAUCCUAACACUGCCUACUCCUGGUUAUCCCUCACCUCGGAUUUGACCAGUGUGGCCAACAGCGGAUCCCUGCAGCAUCUCCCAGACAAUCCUGAACGGUUUGGUCAUUUUGUGUUUGUUCUGGGCUCAGAGGGUUUUACAUCAGGCCGUCACGCCUGGGAGGUAGAGGUGGGCGACAAAGUGGAGUGGAUGCUCGGGGUGGUCAAAGAGUCCAUUGACAGGAAGGGCCGCAUCUCGGGCUGUCCCAAGGGCGGCUUUUGGAUGAUCUCAUACUUUGAGGGGGAGUACUCAGCCAUGACGAGGCCCAGCACCCCGUUGCAUCUGGAGGGGGAGCUAACUCGAGUAAGGGUGCAGCUGGACUACGACUCUGGAGAGGUCAUCUUCUCCAACCCUGUCAAUAUGACACCCAUCUACACUUUCAAUGACUUCUUCACUCAGAAGAUGUACCCCUUCUUCUGCCCUGGUGCCAACAUCAAUGGAAACAACCCCAAACCUCUUAAGAUCUGCCCCGCCAAGGUGGCUGUGUGGAACAGCGCGACGUGGUGAUUAGUGAGGACCUUAGAAAGGACAUCAGUAGAAUUGAAAUUCAUUAUAUGACCCAAGUGUGAAUCAAAUGAUUAAGCAAAUUAUGUCAGUGCAUGAUUGUUGGUAAAAUGAGCACGACACAAGCUGAGUGAUGACAGCAGUAAUUGGUUUAUUUCACUUGGGUUCAUUUAGUGAUUGACUGCAGGUUACGAAGCCAAAAGAGGCUCUUUAGAGUGAACAAGGGGACGCAGUUGCAAUAAUUAUGCAGCAAGGCUCCAUUAUACUUCUCAGCCGGGCAGGCUGUCACACUAAGAAUCUCCUGCCUACUGUCAUGAACAUCAAUAUCCCCCUAGUGGUUCCUCACACUGGAACACAAUUAUUUUCACUUCUAGUUCAGAAAAACACAAACAACCUCAUGCGAGUGUCACAGAUGAUUUGAGUUCUGCUUUUUCCCGCCCGGUUCAAAUGUAACACAGAUCUGUCAUUCACUGCGGGUAUAAUCAUUAGAACACACACUUUCACUCAUCUGACCUGAACUUUUUUCAUACGUGACCAUUCUGAAUUUAAUGGCUUUGCAGCAACUGUUUUAUAAAAAAUUAUACAGUUUUAGUUUAUCUGACUAAGUGUGUCUUUAAGUCUUUAAGUUUUGUACAGUGACUUCUGCAACAGCUUGUUUUCCAUGCAAUGAUGACGCAUACACGCAACCAUUGUUUGUAUAAAUGCUGAACAUAAUUGCUUGGUAAUUGUCCUUAAUUAAUAAAAUGAUCAUA